AUGGCCGAAAAACGCAAACUCCCCGCCCGCGAACGUCGCGAACCCGCGGCGAAGCGAAGAGCCUCCGAAGCUCCGUCUCGACCAUCCCCUCAACCUCAACAGUCGAAGAAGAAAGGGUCUACACCGGUCGUUGCUCCUUCGCCCCCUCCUCCGCCACCACCGGAACCUGCCGAACCCCCUUUGCCUACAAAGAUAAAGGAUGGAGAGCCUCUUCCGACUACGGCCGCGCCGCAACCAACUACUCUUACGGAUAAAGAGUAUCAGUCGUAUGCAGAAAGUGCGAUUCUGUUAGCUUCCCUGGAACGAUCGAAGAAGAAAUGGCUAAGCGACGGCAUUUUGGAGAGAUACUGGACCAAGCCCAAGAAGACCAAGAGGGAGCAGAUUGAAGGAAAGAAUCCGCCCAAGGAGACCAUGUCAAAGGUUGGAGCUUGCAACAUUGUUGUCGGGCCUCAUCUGUUCGACGCGAUGCUGUACACUGUCAAAGAUCCCAACGCGCCGCCGCCGAUCCAAUACACCACCCCUCAACGCCCGAUGGUUCAUUAUGGACACCCAAACAACUUUCAACAAUACCACCCCUAUCCUCACUCCCCUGCUCCGCCCCAGCAUGCACGGCAACAUCCACCCCAAGGCUCUCCGGCGACUCCUGGAACACCUCAACCUGGCUACACUCCUGGAAACCACCCACCCCCUUCACAUCCUGCUCGGACUCCAAGUCAGCCACCCCACCGUCCCCCUGGCCCUCAAUCCGCGCAAAGACCAUCGCCUUCCCAGCACCCUCAGUCUGCCCAACCGCCGAAGCCUAGCCCAGAUCCCGUCAUUCAGAUGCUUGCAACACGAGCUGCGUCCGAUCCUGAGCUCAAAGCGUUGAUGCGCGUCGUGGCCUCGAGCAAAGCAUCCCAAGAACAACUCCGCGCUUUCCAGGCUCAUAUUGACGAACUGAAUGCCAUCAUUCGCGCAAGGGAGCAGCAGCAACAACGGCUACAGCAGCAGCAGCGCCAGGUCCAGCCUUCCACUCCUUCUCAUCCUCCCCCGCGUCCGUCACAAACUCCUAUACAACACCCCCAGCCCCAGCAAACGCCGCAACCUUCGCAACCUCCGCAACAACCCCCCUCUGCACAAAAGCCUCCCCCGCAGCCAGUUCAGCAACCCCCUCAGCAACCCCCCCAGCAGAAACCCCAGCAAAACCCUCAGUCAACCCCCCAAGGGCAGUCGCAGCCACAGUCCACGCCGCGUGUCGAGGUGCAAGUCCCCAAACCAUCACCGUCUGCCGCCCCUACCCACCCUCCUCCGAACUCGAACGUCCCACAGCCGCCACAAACGCCUACUCCACAGGCACCUAAGCCAGCCCCUCAGGUUGUAAUUAAGCAAGAACCUGGCGUGGCGGCGCCAGGUCAGCCCCCGUCUCAGCCGGUAUCGAGUCCUAGUGUGGCGCCAGCUCCAACUCCUACCCCGGAUCCGCAAAAGCAGGCAAGCCCUGCUGUACGACCCAUGCCGCCUCCCCAGCAGCAACCAACGCCGCGACCAGGACCUCCACACCCACCCUAUCAACAACCUCCGUAUCAGAGCCAUCCACCUGCCAUACAAUCUCGGCCUCCGCAGUAUGGGUCGCCAUCGCCGUAUUAUCGCCCAGCUCCGCCACCGCCCCCUCCGAGACAGAACUACAAGUCGGUGGUCUUUGAAUUUACGUCACCGCUGACCCCCUAUGGAAGCAGCACAUCCGGACAUGCAGGCUCUGGUGAUCGAUACCUAUUUCCUGAGUACACAAUUCUGGAAUGGCUCCCUGGAGGAAAUACUGUUCUUGCCUCGUUCCUGCUCGUGAGGAAGGUUGAUCCAAACGCAACGUUUCCCUUAGAGUCAGCUACUGAGACGGCCAACCCCCGGGCUAAAGGCAAGGCAUCCAAGUCCAAGUCGAAGAAAGCAGACAAGAACAAGGAGAAAGCGGGUGAAGCGGACAAGGAUAAAGGGAAAGCAGAGGAUAAAGAGAAAGACAAGCCGCAGGAGAAAUCCAAUGAUAAACCUGAAUCUUCUGGCACUGAACCUAAACCUGAUGGUGAUAAGGCACCAGCCAGCAGCACGCAAGCUGACCAGAAGGCUGAAGCAUCCGAAACUCCUAACAAACCCUCAACAGACAAGGAUGACUCUAAAGACAAAAAGGUCGAUAGCAAGGACAAGGACAAGGAAAAGGAGAACAAGGAGAAAGAGAAGGACAAAGACUCCAAUCUGAAGGAAUACUACCAACCCGUGACAUUCCGCAUCUUCACCAACAACCCCAAAGUCCUCGAGCCUCUAGGCCGUGUCGUGAAGCCUCCGGACGAAGUCCGCAAAUACAUGAACGAGAUCAUGGACCGAGCGGAACGCGCCCCCGAGGGAUUCCUGGCAUACCGUCUGCCCCGAGAAGAGCCCGACGAUAACAAGCCGGCCCCUGAGACAGAAGAUAGCGGCAAGAAAACCGGAACCCCGGUGCCUGCUGCGCGUGGGAGGUUGCAGUCUCGGAGUAAGACGGUGGACGAGGAAUCGGAUGUGGAGAAUAUCGAGGGCGCUGUAGAGGAGGAAGAGGAAGAGGAACUCAAGGAUUUCUAUGGUCCGCCUACGGGACUUCCACCUAUGGGAGCGUGA
Molecule: messenger RNA, 2616 nt
Organism: Aspergillus luchuensis
Lineage: Eukaryota; Fungi; Ascomycota; Eurotiomycetes; Eurotiales; Aspergillaceae
Exons: 2
Coding region: 1-2616 (871 amino acids)
Biological process (GO): chromatin remodeling
Cellular component (GO): Swr1 complex
Molecular function (GO): ATP-dependent H2AZ histone chaperone activity
Source: RefSeq, a predicted model, not a curated record